AUGCAUCGAUUGGCACGCAUCUACACCGCGCUCGGCCGCCCCGCGGAGGCCCUGAGCGUGUACGCCCGGAUUCAGCCUCCGGCCUCUGCAAAGGACAAGGCCCCCGCGGAAUCCAUGCUGCACCACGUCACCCAGGCCGAGCAGACGCUGAAGCAGGUCAACGGCGGCGGCUCAAUGGUGCUGUAUUCCCUCGACCAAGCAGUCCGGGGCCUGGGAGCCGCCAUGACACAGCCCCGCGCAUGGCUCCUGAUGCGCAUCGAGGCAUACCUAAAGAUGGGCAACGUCAACGCCCUGGGAGACGCCCAGAACAUCGCCAUGUCCCUGCUGCGGGAAAACAGCCAGGACCCCGACGCCCUGUUCCUACGGGGCCGAUUGUUCUACCUCCAAGGCGACGCCGACCAGGCCAUCAAACACUUCAAGCGCGUGCUCAGCCUCGACCCGGACUCGACCCAGGCCGUCAAGUACCUGCGCAUGGUGCAGAAGCUGCUGCGAAUUAAAGACGAGGGAAACACCGCGUUCAAAGCCCGGCGAUACCGGGAAGCUAUCGCUAAAUACACUGCCGGCCUGGAGGUCGACCCGACCAACAAAGAUAUCAACUCCAAGAUCCUUCAGAACCGCGCCCAGGCCCGCUACAACAUCAACGAAUACGACAAGGCCAUUGAAGACUGCACCAAGGCCCUGGAGCUCGAUCCCACCUAUGUCAAGGCGAAGCGCGUGCGAGCGAAAACGUACGGCACCAAGGGUGACUGGGAAAAGGCGGUAAACGAGCUCAAGGCCAUUGGCGAGAGCCACCCGGGCGAAAAGGGGCUCCAGGAGGAGCUUCGCAAUGCCGAGUGGGAGCUGAAGAAGAGCCAGAGGAAGGACUACUACAAGAUUCUCGGUGUGGAAAAGACGGCUACCGAGCAGGAGAUCAAGAAGGCGUAUCGGAAACUUGCUAUCCAGCACCACCCUGAUAAAAACCGCGAUGGGGACCAGAGCGAUGAGCUGUUCAAGGAGAUUGGGGAGGCGUAUGAGAUUUUGAGUGAUCCACAGAAACGGGCCAGUUACGACAAUGGCGAUGACCUGAUGGACCCCAACGACAUGUUCACUCAAGGCUUCGGCAUGGGCGGAAUGGGAGGUAUGGGAGGCAUGGGUGGCAUGGGAGGCCAGAACAUCCACAUCGAUCCAAACAUCAUUUUCAAUAUGAUGAACGGCGGAACCGGCGGCUUCGCGCACGCUACCAGCAACCCGUUUGAAGGCCGCCACCACGGCGGCUGGUAA
Molecule: messenger RNA, 1260 nt
Organism: Uncinocarpus reesii 1704
Lineage: Eukaryota; Fungi; Ascomycota; Eurotiomycetes; Onygenales; Onygenaceae
Exons: 2
Coding region: 1-1260 (419 amino acids)
Molecular function (GO): protein binding
Source: RefSeq, a predicted model, not a curated record